AUGUCCUUCAUACUCAGGAGGCCGUUUGCGGUCUCCUCUAACGCUUUCAAACAACUCGGCAAGCCAUCCUCCUUGAUCCGAUCAUUUCACGCCUCCAGCUCAAAGUCUUCGGCGAAUACAUUCUUCAACCCACGACCCGCCACCAGCGCGCAAUCGCUACUGAAAUCGACUGCUCUUCGGAAUGGAUUCAAGCGCGGUUAUCAAGUACCAUCAUACCAGCCUGCCAAUCCAGCUGCCUCCGGAAAUCUGACAACACGUCUGUUGUAUGGAGCCGCCCUCGUGGGUGGCACGAUUGUCGCCACAAAUAUGAUCUUCAACCGCGAAACUCGUGAGGAUGGCGGAAUGCCCCAGUAUGAGCGCGAGUACCUCAACCAGACGUUCAUGCACACCGGUCUGGGUAUUGGUAUAAUUGGCGUCGCUGCUCGGGCAUUGCAUACAAGUGGAUGGAGUUAUCGCCUCAUGGCCACAAACCCAUGGCUGGUUAUUGGUCUAUCGUUGGCUGCUUCAUUUGGUACAAUGUAUGGCACAUUCUAUACACACCCCGAUAACUACGUCCAGAAAUAUGCUUUGUGGACUGCCUUCAACGUCGCCCAGGCUGCAGUUCUUUCGCCACUGCUGUUCAUGAACCCAGCCAUUCUCGCUCGCGCUGGUCUCUACACCGUUGGCAUGAUGGGUAGUAUUGCAUUCGUCGGAGCCACUGCCAAGCAAGAGAAAUACCUGUAUCUAGGUGGUCCAUUGCUCGCAGGUGUCGCCAUCGUCGCCAUCUCUGGAUUCGCACCACUCGUCCUACCAGCCACCGCCGUCCGAACUCUAGCCUGGACCGAGAACAUCUGGCUCUAUGGUGGCUUGGCUGUCUUUGGCGGCUUCACGCUUUAUGACGUCCAAAAGAUCUUGCAUCACGCUCGCAUGAGUGAGCGGGGUCUCGUCCGCAAGGAUGUUGUGAAUGAGAGUGUCCAUCUGGAACUCGAUUUCCUCAACAUUUUCAUUCGCUUUGUCCAAAUUCUGGGCAUGAGAGGUGGCAACAACAGGCGAUAA
Exophiala bonariae is the source of this 1035-nucleotide messenger RNA. RefSeq lists its product as uncharacterized. The transcript is spliced from 2 exons. Gene Ontology annotation, cellular component: mitochondrial inner membrane. NCBI's taxonomy places the organism in Eukaryota, Fungi, Ascomycota, Eurotiomycetes, Chaetothyriales, Herpotrichiellaceae. The record is from RefSeq and is a predicted model, not a curated record. Bases 1 to 1035 code for a protein of 344 amino acids.